Molecule: messenger RNA, 1092 nt
Organism: Paramecium primaurelia
Lineage: Eukaryota; Ciliophora; Oligohymenophorea; Peniculida; Parameciidae
Source: the annotation of a GenBank genome assembly
AUGAAUUAAAAAGAGCGUGUUUUUGUAGAUAGAAACAAUGAAUACGCUGAAAAUGAAUACUUUGUUGGAUAGAAAGAAUCGAGAUUUCACUCUAAUGAUUAAUAAAUAAAUUUUUAAGUAGAAUCGUAAUUAAGCACUCUUAGUUAUAUUUUUGAUUGGAUAACAAAUGUAAGACUAAAAAAGUUAUAAUUUAAGGAUCAAUUACAAGAAUUAAGAUCUUAAAUUCUUCAUGAGAUAAAACAAAUAGAUCAUAAUGUCAAAACUAAAUAUAUUACUACUGCAUUAUCAUAUAUUUUGAUUAAGAAUACAAGUGGAAUAAAUGAGACAGAAUGUAUAUAGUAAUUACUUGUAAAAUUCUAGUUUAAUAUUUAUUAGAAUAAGUUCAAUGUCAAAUCAAGAAAAUUAUUGAAAUAUUUAAGAAUGAUUAAAGAUGAUGGUUAAAGAGAUAUGAAUAAGUUAUUAUAACAAAUUUAGUAUUAUCAAGAGAAGGUGAAAAAGUAUUUUUUUGGUUAAGGAUAAUCAUUAUUGUUAAAAUUGAAGAACCCAAAAUAAACUUAUACUUAGUUGAUAGAAGAAAUUCUUGAAACUAAUAAAUAAGUCAUGAUUAGAAUAUUCUCUUUACAAUUAGUGAAAUAGUUUUGUGUAAGUAAACGACCAAGUCGAUUAGUAAUAAACUUGGGUUACCUAGCAUUCUAAAUAUAAUCAAUUUAUAUAUUACCUGGAGAAUAUGCUAGAAUAUUUAGGAUAUCAAUUAAUUCUUUACGACACUUCUCAAAAGGAUUAAUUAAUCUUUUAUAUCAAUUUGUAUUAAGAAUAACAGGUUAAGCAAUUGAAGUAUAAUUAAAGUCUUGUGAAAGAAGUCCUUAAAUAUCACAAACCAUUAUGAAUGAAGGAGAAUUCAAAAAAUCACCUGAAGAUACAAGUUUAUCAGAACCAAAUAUAGAAAUUGAAGGAUAUAAAUUACUUAUCAUUAGAAAACUAAUUAAUGAUUUCACCACAUAUUAGUUUUUAUUUAUUGAUACUGAAGAAGAGGAUGAAUUAAUUAAUGAAUGCUAAGAAAUUUUAAACUUUUCAACCAACAACAAAGAGUGA